Cyclopterus lumpus (lumpfish) is the source of this 2615-nucleotide messenger RNA. It is a transcript of the gene rint1, whose product is annotated as RAD50 interactor 1. Gene Ontology annotation, cellular component: Dsl1/NZR complex. NCBI's taxonomy places the organism in Eukaryota, Metazoa, Chordata, Actinopteri, Perciformes, Cyclopteridae. The transcript is spliced from 15 exons. The record is from RefSeq and is a predicted model, not a curated record. The coding region runs from base 6 to 2384 and encodes 792 amino acids. Gene Ontology annotation, biological process: retrograde vesicle-mediated transport, Golgi to endoplasmic reticulum; regulation of ER to Golgi vesicle-mediated transport; endoplasmic reticulum to Golgi vesicle-mediated transport.
AAAAGAUGGCGGCGCCUACUGCAGCAGCAGCAGAGCAAGCAAUGAAGAAACCCUCAGUUAGUUUGUUAAACUCCGUCGACCCAACCAGCCAAGGCAGCGACGGGUUUCCAGCGGAUUCGGAGACACAACGGGACGAUGUGCUGGAUUUCCUGAAGAAAGAGGUCGGCAGCGACCUUAAGGUCCUGAAGAAUGUCGGCGACCUGCUGGAAAAACUGAAGGAGGAAAACAGCGUCCUGGAGGAACAGGUUCUGACCGUAUCCAGUUCUCUGCCUCCUAAAGUUUCUGCAGCUCUGUCGGCUGCCGAGGAGGCCGUAUGUUCCGUGGAGGACCUGCUGCAGAGGGAGCGCCGUAUCUCCAACAAGCUGGACCAGCACCUAGAGGAAGCUCAGCCGUGGAUGGACAACCUCGGCCAGACGCUCAACCAAGUGGACACGAUAGAGAGACACGUGAAAUACCUGCGGUGCCUCCAGCACAUAGAGGAGCUCAGUGCUGCAGUCCAGCAGUGUCUGAUGACCAGCAGCGUGUGGGAGGCCAUAAGGGCCGUGGACAAGAUGGCCGCACUGGACGCCGGACUGAGCCAGUCCAGGUGUUCUCACCUCCAGGACUUCCUCCGAGAGACGCUUCACUUCUGGCACAAGAUCAUCAAAGACCGACUGGCCAGCGAUUUUGAGAAAGUGUUGACUCAACUUCACUGGCCGAUCAUCUCCCCUCCCACUCAGUCGCUGACGCCCACGGUCAACGGUCAGGAGAUCAGCAGCCAGCUGGAGCUUCUCGUCACGCAGCUUCUCGCCCUGCAGACCUCCGAUGACCUGAUAUCCCAGAGGGCUCUGUCCUCUUGUCAAGUCGCCCCCCCUACCCAGCCUGCUUCUUCAGCCACCCCCCUCUGUCUGCCCAUCCAGAUCAUGCUGCUGCCGCUCAUCAAGAGGUUCAGAUAUCACUUCUACGGGAACCGCCAGACCAACUCCCUCAGCAAGCCCGAGUGGUACCUCACACAGGUUCUUAUGUGGAUGGGGAACAGCUCCACCUUCAUGGAGGAAAAGAUCCAGCCUAUCCUAGACCGUGCUGGGGCCCCAAUCAGUGCCAUGGUGGAGCUGUGUCGAGGCCUGCUCUCUCUGGUCAAGGAGAAGGUGGCCAGUGACGCCUCCAGGCUGCUGUACGACGAUGUGCUCUUCUGUCACCUGGUGGAGGAGGUGCUGCAGUUUGAGAAGGAGCUGCGAAGCAAGCAGUCGUACCCAGCGGCGCUGCCCGGUCUGCUCCACCUCCUGCUGGAAGACGCAACCCUUCAGAAGUGGCUCACUAUGGAAAAGAAGAUGGCAGUGGAGAAGAUGGACGCCAUGCUGUCGGCUGAGGGAGCGUGGAGCUCUCAGUACAAAGACAUCAGCGAUAUGGAUGAGCUGAAGGCUCCGGAUUGUGCCGAGACCUUCAUGACUCUUCUCCAGGUCAUCACCGAGCGGUACCGGGCCUUGCCCUGUCCUUCUGCACAGCUCAAGUUUCUGGGGCUACAGAGAGAACUGGUGGACGACUUCCGCAUACGACUCACCCAGGUGAUGAAGGAGGAGUCUCGCUGCCCGCUCGGGGCCCGUUAUUGUGCCAUCCUCAAUUCUGUUAACUACAUUUCCACCAUCUUGGCAGACUGGGGAGACAACGUGUUCUUCCUGCAGCUGCAGCAGGCGGCGGUUUCUCUUGGCGAUGAGGGGGUGCUGGGAGGCCUCGGGGUGAUGGAGGUGGGUCGCCUGGCCUCUCUGGAGGACUCGCUGUUUGCGAGCCUGUUGGCGUUGCUGGAUCGACUGAAGGGAGACAUGAUGGGCAGGCUGCUGGAAUGGAGCAUGAGAGAAAUCACGGAAAAAACCAAACCCUACAGCCAGGACAGGUGGUUGUCUCUACCGCCCCAGCAGGACCAGUCCACCAUGACCCUGUCCAGUUCAGCGUGUCCCAUGAUGCUGUGUGUGAGGGACAGAUUGUUGACCCUUCAGCAGGUCCUGACUUUUGAUCUGUUCCAACUGGCCUGGCAGGGCCUGGCGGAGAGACUCAACAGCCUCCUCUACCAGGAUGUGAUCCUGUCCAAUCACUUCAGUGAAGGAGGAGCGGCUCAGCUUCAGUUUGACAUGACCGAAAUUAUGUUUCCUCUGUUUGGUCACUACUGCCAAAGGCCUGAGAACUUCUUGAAGCACGUUAAGGAGGCGUGCAUCAUCUUGUGUCUUAACGUGGGCUCUGCCAUUCUGCUGAGGGAUCUCCUCAGGGAGUCCAACGAGGAAGGGACCGACUGGGCCGGUGCAGGGGAUCCGACACCAGAGUCAGCGCUGAACGAGUUGGGGGUUUACUGCUUGGCUGCCAGUGACGUGUUGAUUCUCCUGAACCUCAGAGCCCCCAGGCCCGGACAGUAACGCUCCCUGGUGUGGAGUUUGUCAUUAGCUUAAAUUUUGUUUUGUAAAUACAAUAAGUUAGAACAGAUCAGCUCUUCAGUAAGUAUGUCGUUGUAUGAACUUAUUGUGUUGCACUAUAUUUCAGGGACCCACUAACCUGUCAACUCAGUUGCCCGAAGUAUACCACAAAAAAGAUAGACAAUUUUUCUGGUAAAAUGGAUUGUUUAAUAAAGGGCAGAUUGCUUCUCUCGA